Molecule: messenger RNA, 2117 nt
Organism: Austrofundulus limnaeus
Lineage: Eukaryota; Metazoa; Chordata; Actinopteri; Cyprinodontiformes; Rivulidae
Exons: 7
Coding region: 353-1495 (380 amino acids)
Biological process (GO): DNA integration
Molecular function (GO): nucleic acid binding
Source: RefSeq, a predicted model, not a curated record
CAUUACUGUGCAUGUAAUAGCUACCAACAGCAAUCCAUGCCCUGUAAGCGUAGCUGUUUGUAACGUUUGUAAUGUUGAAUAAAGAUAGAAGUUAUACCCUUUCAAUUGAUUGUUGAUAAUGUUUGGGUUUGCAAGUUAAUGUACAGAGAGUCACACAUAGCGAAAGAGUGCUGCACUGCACAACUGAUAUACUAUGGUGAAUCGAUUUCCAAAGCUUUGAUAUUUGAUGAGAAUGGAUAGAUGGUGUUGUUUGAUGCUUCAAAGUUAUUCAAGUAUUGGAGGAAACAUCACAUUUUGAAAUGAUUGUGAAAGGGUGUACAUUGUGCUUUUUAUAGAUGUCCGAUCUUCAAGCAUGAGGGCAGGACGUCCACCUUUGGAUGUUCCUGGGGAAAUACUCACCACCUUUGCCAUGGCUGGUCUCCCAACCCGACAAAUGUCAGAUYGGUGUGGUGUCUCCUCCAGGAMAAUCCAGAGGAGAUUAGCCCAAGAGAAUUUAAGAAAAUCAGACCUUUACUCGACAAUUAAUGAUGAAGAUUUGGACACUUUGGUAAUGGAAAUCAAGCGUGUUCAUCCAAAUGCUGGCUACAAAAUCAUGAUGGGCCAUGUCCGAUCCAGGGGCAUAAAGAUUCAAAGGCAUCGAUUAAGGGCAUCAAUGCGUCGACUUGAUCCAGAGGCCAUCUUGAUGAGACGAUUAUCCAUCCAGACUGCAAGGCGCCGUCAGUACAGUGUUCCUGCUCCCAACAGCCUGUGGCACAUAGAUGGGAAUCACAAGCUAAUUAGAUGGAGGAUCGUGGUCCAUGGUGGAGUAGAUGGAUUUUCCAGGCUAAUAGUGUACCUUGAUGCUUCCACCAACAAUAGAGCUUUGACUGUUCUCCAUAGCUUCAUAUCUGCUGUUGGCCAGUAUGGUGUACCUUCUCGAGUUCGAUCUGACAAGGGGGGUGAAAAUGUGUUGGUUGCUCAGUUUAUGGUCCAAACUAAUGGAGUGAACAGGAAUUCUCAUAUGACUGGAAGAAGUGUGCAUAACCAGAGAAUAGAGCGCCUUUGGAGAGAUGUUUAUGAGAACGUGCUUGAUCUCUACUACACAAUCUUCAUGCAAAUGGAAGCCGAGGGAAUUCUAAAUCCAGAUGAUGAGAUUGAGUUGUAUUCACUACACAGAUGCUUCAUACCACAUAUUCAACAUGGCCUUCACUGCUUCAAGGAGGCAUGGAAUAACCAUGGACUACGAACUUCGAGCCACCAUACACCUUUGCAGUUGUGGCUGCUAAAUGAGAAGGAAGGACGUGACUUUUCGGAGGUUGGUGGUGACUAUGAUGUAGACUGGGAAGGUCCACAUACUCCAUCCACUUCAAACGUUAGUAUUCCUGAGGUCCAACUUAUGCGCCCAUUAAACGCAGAAGACCUUGCGGCAUUGCCAAACACUGAUGUUCCUCUCACGCAGGCGCUGGGAGUUUAUAUUGAAACUGUUCAGGCAAUGAGAGCUUUGUUGCUCCCAUAAUCUUGAGUAAGUCUUAAUCUUUUGAAAUUUUGCCAUUGUAAAUUUCAUUGUAAAAGGUGCAUCGAUGGCAAUUCCGGAUGAUCGACAAAUUACAAUCUUUAAGAAAAGAAAAAUAAUUAUCUGCAGAUUAUGAUCUUUGGGAAAAAAAUGUAUUCUGAUUGUUGCUAAAUAUAAUGAGAAAGUGGAUGAGUUUGAUGCAGUAAUUGAAUAUUAACUUUUAAAAUGCAAACAUUACCUGGUGAACCGUUUUCUUAGUCAAACCUUUCACAGCAGAGUUAAAGAGGGAUAGUAUUUGAUUUUUACAACUUUGCUAAGUUAGAUGACACCUUUAUAUAACAUGUAUGUCACAUGUAAGUUUCGGUCAAUACCAGUAUCCCAAACUUAAGGAAGUCAGUUCCAGUUUAUCGGUGCACACCUAGUUAAUACAGUCAUAAAUUAUAGUUAAAAUUUGUGCAAAUAUAGUUGUCUUGUUUUGGGUAUUUGCCAGAGGAAGUAUUUCUUUCCUCACCAAAAAUAAUUUUCAAAAAGGAAUAUGAUGUGACUUUUCAUAUGACAAUGAUAUUGACUUUGCAACUACAUGUGUUGUAUUUCACCUUGUAAACUUGUUUAAAUAAAAUAAAAA